AAAAGAGUUUCAGUCUGGCUCUGAGGUCACUCUCUCCUGUCACCUGUCUCCUGAAAUCAGUGCUGUUGCCAUGGAGAUCAGGUGGUUUAAGGAGACGGACUGUGUUUGUCUUUAUAAGAACAGGCAGGUGACAGAGGGGAGGGGCUACGAGGGCAGAGUGAGUCUGUUCACUCAGGAGCUGCAGAGAGGAAACGUCUCCUUACAGAUCAGAGACUGUAGAUGGUCAGAUAGAGGAGAUUAUCUGUGUCAAGUCACCAAUGGAGACACAACAGAGGAGAUUACAGUAGAAAUGAGGGAUGCAAUAAAGUGGCUUUCAGAGGGAAGAGCACAGAGAGCACAAAAGGGUUUCUUCAUGCAGCAGAGUAACAGAGAAUGGAGAAAAGAGGAGAGAAUGAAAAUGACGGAAUCUCUUCUGCUUAUGGAUUUAACUGAAAAGACCAAACAGCUCGAAGAAACUAAAAACAUUCUAUCUGAGAGAGACACACAGCUAAUGGAGAGAGAAAAACAAGUGGAGGAGAAAGACAGACUUCUGACAGAAAAUACAACAACACUUCAGACGAAGGAGAAGAUUUUAGAAGAGAAAGACAAACUUCUCACAGAGACACAAGAUGAACUGAGACAAACAACAAAGACAUUAGAGAAUCAUAGAAUACAAAUGGAAGAAAUGGAGAAAAGACUUGUGGAGAAAGAUGAAGAAUUAAAAGAGACAAAACAAGAACUAAAAGAUAAAAACACGAUUAUUAAAGAACAUUUAGAGACUGUUGAUAAGAGAGAUUCAUUAUUAAAGGAAACAAAUGAAAGAUUAGAAAGUGUUAAUAAACAGCUUAAAGAUAAAGACUCACAACUGGAGAAUCAGAUCAAACUGCUGAGAGAGAAAGAGACUCUACUGGAGAUCACAGUGAAAGAGGAGGAAAGCAGUAAAAAGCAGCUGGAGACUCUGAGAAAGGAACUGCAGGACAAGAGCAGCAAACUACAGGAGAUGAUGAUCCUACUGGAACAACAGAAAACUGAAGUGAGUGAAAAAGACAAACAGCUUGAAGAGAAGGAGAGACUUCUAAGCGAGAGAAACACACAGCUAAUGGAAAGAGACAAGCAGGUUGAGGAGAAAGACAGACUUCUAGAGGAGAGAAACAAGCAGCUGCAGGAGAGAACAGAUCCAGACUCAGCAGCUCCAGCCAGGAGAAGACAUAGCAAAGAGAUUAGACCUCCAGCAAUGAUGGGAGAAUCCUCUAGUUCAGCCCCUCAAGAGUCAGUUCCUGUAGCAGAGCUCAGGCUGGUGCUGCUGGGGAGGACUGGAUGUGGGAAGAGAGCAGCAGGAAACACCAUCCUGGGCAGAGAGGAGAGGAGCCAGGCUGGAGCAUCUACAGUGAGGCAGCAGAGUGAGAGCAGACAGGGGGAGGUGGCUGGGAGGCAGGUGACUGUGGUGGACACUCCUGACUGGUUCUGUCCUGGACUCUCUCUGGAGGAGCUGAGACAGGACGUGGGACUCUGUGUCCGUCUGUCUGCCCCAGGACCCCACGCCUUCCUCCUAGUCAUACCAGUGAAGCAGUCUACAGGAGAGGAGAGAGGCAUGCUGGAGAAAAUGGAGGAGAUCUUUGGAGAGAGAUGUUGGAGGAACACCAUGAUCCUUUUCACUGUGACUGAUGAAGUCCAAGAGAAGAACAUUGAAGAGUUUAUCCAGUCAGGAAACCAGGAGGUCCAGAGACUUGUGGAGAAAUGUGGGAACAGGUUUUACUGUCUCAGCAUUAAGGAGAGUGGAGAUGGUUCUCAAACCUCAGAGCUGCUGGAGAAGAUAGAGAAGAUGGUGGAAGGAAACAGAGAGAAAUUCUACAGCAGUGAGAUCUACCUGGAGACACAAUCUCAGAUCAGAGAGAUAGAGAAAAGAAUUGUGAGAGAAAGAGAGGAGAUGAGAGAGAAACAAGAAAGAGAAACUAGAGAGAAGCUGGAGAGAUGUGUACAGGACACUUUAAUGAAAUUUGAGGAAUUAACGGCUAAAUGUCAUGAACAAAUAAAUCAGCAUGAAGAGCGAAUAACUAAACUUGAGAAAGAGUUAAAAGAGGAAAGAGAUGAUCAGAAAAAGAUAGAGUUGAAAAGAGAGCUAGAAAGAGAGAUUCAGCAGAGGAAGGAGGUUCAGCUUCAGCUAGAAAGACUGAAAGAAGAGACUGAAAAAGAGAAGAGAGAGAUGGAGGAACAACACAGACAGGAGAUGGAGGAGAUCAGGGAGACGUAUGAAGGAGAAGCCAGAAUGGAGGCAGAGAGGAACCUCAUGAAGAUCAUCCUGCCUGAACUCCAGAGAAACAUUUUGAUAUCAAAGUCAAAGAUGCAGGAAGAGUUCAGGAGGCAGAUGGAGGAGAAGGACAGAGAGUUGAAGACACUGGCACAGAGAGUGGGAGCACUUAGUAGCCUGUUACAGGUGGAGGUCCAUAAAUACAUUGGAAAUCAGUAAGAUCAAUAUGCUGAAAAUGCUCCUGUAAUGCUGAACAUACAGACUGGAUAGAAAGAGCUUGGUGGGUUUAAGCACUGUUUGUUAUUGUAAUAUUACUGAUGUGAUACUUUCUGUACAGACAGUCUUUUAUUCAUGGUCUUCUAUCGUUUUCAGAGAUGAACUCUACGAUUACCUCUUAUAAGUGAUGCUGAUGUGAAGUUGUUGAUGGUCAUGUGAAAGAUGAGGACUUGUUGCAGUUUCUUGUAUAGUCUGUGUGACAGAUUCAGUACAUUACUGUGACUUACUUUUAAAUGAGUGAUUUGACAACAAGUUCCUUCAGAAUCAGGCCUGGACCUCACUACUUCUGA
Molecule: messenger RNA, 2793 nt
Organism: Colossoma macropomum (tambaqui)
Lineage: Eukaryota; Metazoa; Chordata; Actinopteri; Characiformes; Serrasalmidae
Product: calponin homology domain-containing protein DDB_G0272472-like
Exons: 8
Coding region: 71-2446 (791 amino acids)
Biological process (GO): regulation of apoptotic process
Molecular function (GO): GTP binding
Source: RefSeq, a predicted model, not a curated record